GAGGAGAUGGGGAGGGGGGCACGCGUCUGUCUGACGGUCCAAAAGAACCCAUCAGAACCCGAACGGUUCUAAAUAGCUUAGUCUUGUUCAGAGCGUUAAGGGUGGAUGUUUGUAGAUAUUUUAGCUAACGAGCACGAGCCAUCCAUCGAACUCUGGUUCGACCCGUAGACCUUCUGGACCUUAUAAGCACCACAUCAGGGUUUUCAUUUUUAGUUUCCCGAUCUAUCGUGAAGAAUACAUUUAUUACCGAUGUAAUUUGUUGCUAAUGUUUUUAUUUUAUUUUCCCGCUGAUUUUUUUGUUUGUUUGUUUCCUGUUGGCUUUUUUCCCCUCCUGCUUUCCGUCGUUUGCCACCUCUGUUCUUCAAAUCAAACUUUAUUUAAACAUUUGAGACAACAGAAAUCUACGGCGGUUAAAAAAAAAAUCUUCCAAAUUAAAACGGGGCUUUUAAAAACAAAUUGAAAUAACUCAGGAAGAUUCAAACAAAGCCACCCCCCACAAACAAACUCAGAUCUCUACUUCCGGUUUCUAAACGAAUAUGCUUAAAAAAAAAAUAAAUAAAUAAACGAAUGAAAAAUAAAAGGUGCUGCCACAAGGGCGUCACUGAAACCACAUCAGGACCAUCCCCAUAACAACGCCCCCCAGAGGGUUAGGAGUGUGAUGGACCCCCACAAAGAAGAUGACAGCAUGUCUGCUGCUAGCGUCUCAGACGUCAACGACCGUCUGUCUGCGCUGGAGCUGCGCGUGCAGCAGCAGGAGGACGAGCUGAUGGUGAUGAAGGCUGCUCUGGCUGACGUCCUUCGUCGCCUCGCCGCCUCCGAGGAUUCUGCCACCGCCGCGACUAAGCAGCAACAGAGAGGAAAAGGUGGAGGUGCCCUCCGUGAAGCUUACUCCAUGUCCUGCAUCACCAAUGGAGGUACACCUGGACGGAAGAGGGACUCUGCCUCCGUCACCAGGAAGGAGACGGUUUCAUCAGCUGCUAAGAGUGGAACAGAAAGGAAGAAGGAGCUCAGCAGCCAGCUGCCUCAGAUGGAGGAGAUCCAGGAGCACGAGGUGGCUCCCCACCCUCAGGACUCCUCCCCCAGCCCUUCCUUACCCCAGAACUCCCCUAGACCGGCCCAUCCCUCAGACAGCAGCAAAGGCCACGCGGCGCCUAAAAGGGGUCCUAGCGUGAAGCGGGCUUCAGGUAUGGAGCGCUCUCAGAGCAGCACAUGGGACUCCUCAGAGGACAGCCGGAGCAAACUGGUGAAGGCCGCGUCCACCUCCAAGCUGUUGGCCAAAGCUGGGAAGAACGCCGACAGACACAAAGAGCCUGUGGUGAGUGCAGCAUCCAAAAUGUCCACUCGAGAGAAAAACAGCCAGGCAGAUGGGAGUGCAAUAAAGAUGUUCAUGCGUGGCAGACCAAUCACGAUGUUCAUCCCGUCAGAUGUCUCGAACCACGACGAGAUCCGGACAGAACUUCCCCCCGAAAGACUUAAGCUGGAAUGGGUGUAUGGUUACCAUGGCAGAGACUGCAGAGCGAAUAUCUACCUCCUUCCCACUGGCGAAAUCGUUUACUUUGUGGCGUCGGUUGUGGUUCUGUUCAGCUACGAGGAGCGGGCUCAGAGACAUUACCUCGGACACACCGACUCUGUGAAGUGCCUGGCCAUUCAUCCGGACAAGAUCCGCAUCGCCACGGGGCAGAUCGCCGGAGUGGACAAGGAUGGACGGGCGCUGCAACCUCACGUUCGGGUCUGGGACAGCGUCAGUCUCGCCACUAUAUCGGUCAUCGGCAUGGGAACAUUUGAGCGAGGCGUUGGCUGCCUGGCGUUCUCCAAAGCUGACUCCGGUCAGCACCUGGGUGUGAUCGAUGACUGCAACGACCACAUGCUGACCGUUUGGGACUGGCAGAAGAAGUCCAAGGUUGCAGAGAUCAAGACCACCAAUGAGGUUGUUCUGGCGGUGGACUUUCACCCCACCGAUCCAAACGCCAUCGUCACCUGCGGAAAGUCGCACAUCUUCUUCUGGACCUGGAACGGAAACUCCCUUGUCCGGAAGCAGGGGAUCUUUGGGAAAUACGAGAAGCCAAAGUUCAUUCAGUGUCUGGCCUUCCUGAGGAAUGGAGACAUCGUGACAGGAGAUUCUGGAGGAAUCCUUCUGAUCUGGACCCGCAACUCUGCCGAUGGCCCCCCUGCAAAGGGACCCAGAGCCUUACAGAUCAGUCGGCAGGUGGAGGCGCAUGAGGGGAGCGUCUUCUGCAUGUGUGAGAUGAGGAGUGGCUCCCUGCUGACCGGCGGAGGCAAAGACAGGAAGAUCAUCUUAUGGGACCAUGAAAUGCGAGCGGAGCGGGACAUUGAGGUUCCAGAACAGUACGGAAGCAUCCGAGUGAUAGCUGAGGGAAAGGGGGAGGAGUUACUGGUUGGAACGUCCCGCAACUUCCUCCUGAGAGGAACGUUUAAUGAUGGCUUUCAAGUGGAGGUGCAGGGACACACCGACGAGCUGUGGGGUUUGGCGUCUCACCCCUUCAAGGACAUGUUCCUGACGUGCGCCCAGGACCGCUUGGUCUGCCUCUGGGAUUCCACGGACCACAAGCUGCAGUGGAGUCGCGUGCUGACGGAACAUGGACACUGUGCAGACUUCCAUCCCAGUGGAGCUGUGGUUGCCAUAGGUACCCAUGUCGGAAGGUGGUUUGUUCUGGACGCUGAGACCAGCGACCUGGUGGGGAUCCACACGGAUGGGAACGAGCAGCUGUCAGUGAUGCGCUACUCCGUAGAUGGCAGCAUGCUCGCCGUUGGCUCUCACGAUAACUUCAUUUACCUCUACAACGUGCUGGAGCGAGGACACAAGUACAGCCGAUAUCUGAAGUGCUCGGGACAUUCCAGUUACAUCACACACCUGGACUGGUCACCCGACAACAACUUCAUCAUGUCCAACUCUGGGGACUAUGAGAUCCUCUACUGGGACGUUCCAAACGGCUGUCAGCUGAUCCGAAACCGAUCCGACUGCAAAGACAUCGACUGGGCGACGUACACGUGCGUCCUGGGAUACCACGUGUUCGGCGUUUGGCCCGAGGGCUCAGACGGCACCGACAUCAACGCUCUGGUGAGGUCUCACAACAGGAAGGUGAUCGCUCUGGCGGACGACUUCUGCAAAGUUCACCUGUUCGCCUACCCGUGCUCCACCUUCAAGGCCCCCAGCCGCAAGUACAGCGCCCACAGCAGUCAUGUGACCAACGUCAGCUUCCUCUACAACGACAGCCACCUCAUCUCCACGGGGGGUAAGGACACCAGCAUCAUGCAGUGGCGUUUGAUGGGGGGGCAGAAAUCUUCUCUGCCGCUCACCGAAAGCCCAGUGACUAACUCCGCCCCCCGCCGGACGAAUCCUGUCGUUGCCCCUUCGGAUCCCGCGCCCACCACGCCGAUAACUGAGCCCAACCCUCCCCUGACUGCUAACGGGACCCAGAAACCCUCCCAGGAGGUGUGCCCCCCCACUGAAUUGAUCCCGCCCUCCUCUGAGCUGACCCCGCCUCAUUCGGAGUCCACCCCUCCCCCCUCAGACAGUACGGUGAGUCUGAAGGACAGCCUGGAGCCGAGCGACGACACGGCCACGCCCAGCGACGAGGGGAUGCCGCCACUCACGCCCCCCUCUUAGGGAGCAGACAGUGAAUGGGGGGGCUGGGUCUUUGAACCAUUGAGAAAACUCCAGAAAAAAACUCCAAUCUUUUAUUUCUUUUGCCCCAAAAAAUCAAGAGUUUGUGCCUUUAAAAAAAAAUCUUUCAUACAGGAAUGAGCAUGAAUCACAGGUUUGCAUUCAGCUUUUUAUCCGUGAAGGGGAGAGAGCACGACACCCCCAACACGCUAAAACCUAAAAAAUGACAAAACCCCUCCCCCGUCAAAAAGCCAUGAAAAAAGAACAGACGAGAGCAAAGAGAACCAGGAAGAGUCCACGCCCCUUUCUAUGUUUUUAAUUCAAAUUAAAACCAUGAAUUCACUAAUAAUGAUAUUUGCCUGCAGCUACUUCAAAGUAAAACACCAACAAAAGGUUUUAAUUUGAAAUUCAGAGGAUGCUACAAAUUGAAGAUAAAAACUUGGAGGAUUUUAGCCCCAAAUAAAGACGCUUGUUUAAUAACUUACUGACUAGUUUUAAGGUAAUUUUUUCUCGUUUUAAACUCACCCUUCCUGUUGUGAGCUUAACAGGAAGUGAAAAAAAAGCUGACCUCCAAAGUAAAACUGUGACUGCAGUCUGCAUGCCGUUGGUCAGAGUGAGACCUCUCUGCCCGAGGAUCUUUGCAGCAGGCGUUUGUAUAUACUGCAGAUGCUCAUGUGUAUAUUUCUGUUUACCAUUAGGGGGCAGCACAACCCUCAGCAACACUGUCAGGAAAAUGUUCAUAUGCCGCUGCCCCCACCUUUGGGGGGCACAAAGCUGAACAACAGGGGGGGCACAGUUAAUGAACGAUUGCUGCUGUUGUCUUUGUCUCUUCUGGACUUUUUUUCCUCUGUCAGUCUGGAUUCGGAGGGGGCGGGGCCUAAGCGUGGGUGGUGGGGGCUUUUUUUCUGUUGCUUUUUUACAGUCACCAGUUUUCUAUGAGGCCCCCCUCCCCCGCUCAGAGUUCAGGAACUCGUCUUUCAGGAAGGGGGCGGGGUCAGUGGUGGAGCAGGCGGAGUUUAUGAUGUUUCAUUAUCAGUGUUUGAUUGAAUUACUCAUGCUGUGAUUUCAUGCGACCGUUUUGAGCCAAUUGUCUUCUCGAAUGCAUUCCUGUCAGACGACAGACUGUACUGAAGAUUUCAAGAGAAAAAAUAAAACCUUUGCAAACGA
Oryzias melastigma (Indian medaka) is the source of this 4792-nucleotide messenger RNA. RefSeq names its product EMAP like 4 (gene eml4). Bases 659 to 3628 code for a protein of 989 amino acids. The transcript has 24 exons. The record is from RefSeq and is a predicted model, not a curated record. Gene Ontology annotation, cellular component: mitotic spindle. Gene Ontology annotation, biological process: microtubule cytoskeleton organization. Gene Ontology annotation, molecular function: microtubule binding. Lineage: Eukaryota; Metazoa; Chordata; Actinopteri; Beloniformes; Adrianichthyidae.